AAAAAAAAAGGAAAAAAAAGAAGAAGACUACUAAAGCAUAAGGUACCUAUGCUGUCAGAGCUAGUACUGCCAACUGGGAUGCUAAUGCACACCAUAAUUAGGAACACAUUGGCCUCCAAUAGCAAGAAUUUUAGGUCCACUGUGAAGAGGGGAUGCAAUAAGCAAUUAAAAGUAAUAGUGGCAAGCAACUAUUCCCUGCAUCAUCAACUGUGGUUAUUUGAAAUUUAACUACCCUUAUUGCUCAAGCAAUUGAUGCACACAACUGGCCAGCCCAAAAAGUAAUAGCACAGUUCUAUAGUGAUGGGGCUCUUGUGUUGCCAAGUCAGCAUCCUAUGUGGACUGAGAUCAAAAAGUUGACAGCAGGUGGGGGAGGGGAGGUGAAGGGUGGCUGCUCUGCCUUUUGCUUUUGUGUUACUACCACCUUCAUUACCUCUGCUUUUCAUUUACUUUGAGAACAUUCUUUUUUUUUUUUCCUGCUUUCAAUUCUACAUUCCACCACCCCCAAGCCAUCAUUUCUUAGAAACACCAUUCAUCUAAAUAUCUUUCUCCCUGCUCUCACACAUUCAUCAAAGGCAAGAAAAUUUAUCACAGCCUUCAUAUUGUCAUUCUGAAUUCAAUGAUCAUAUAAUUCAAGAGCAAUGGUAAGAUUGUUCUUGAUGACCAUUACUUUAUGCACUUCAAUUUUUGCAUUCGUUCUGUUCUUCUCAACACAGGAAAAGGAUUCUGAUCAAGUUUGUGCUCUUUGAUGAUCCAGGGAACUCCUGUAAACAUCAUAGUUGGAUCCCAUGUCUGGGCUGAGGAUCCUGAAGUUGCCUGGAUAGAUGGAGAAGUUACAGAAAUCAGGGGCAACGAUGCCACCAUAGUCACAACAAGUGAGAAGACGAUAGUUGCACCCAUUUCCAGCAUAUACCCCAAGGACACUGAAGCACCACCAGCCGGGGUCGAUGACAUGACCAAAUUAGCUUACCUCCAUGAGCCUGGAGUACUCUGCAACCUUGCAUGCCGUUAUGCUCUAAAUGAAAUAUAUACUUACACUGGGAACAUUCUAAUAGCUGUGAACCCUUUCCGACGACUUCCACAUUUGUAUGAUGUCAACAUGAUGGAGCAGUAUAAAGGAGCUGCUUUUGGAGAGCUAAGUCCCCAUCUUUUUGCUGUUGCAGAUACCUGUUACAGAUCAAUGAUAAAUGAACAGGGAAGCCAGUCUAUCUUGGUAAGUGGAGAAAGCGGAGCUGGAAAAACUGAGACAACAAAAAUGCUAAUGAGAUAUCUUGCUUUCAUGGGUGGUAGAUCAGGUACUGAAGGAAGAACAGUUGAACAACAAGUUCUUGAAUCCAACCCUGUUUUGGAAGCAUUUGGCAACGCUAAAACUGUGAAAAACAACAACUCAAGUCGUUUUGGUAAAUUUGUAGAAAUCCAAUUCGAUAAGCAUGGAAAGAUCUCUGGGGCUGCAGUUCGAACAUACCUACUUGAAAGAUCACGUGUUUGCCAAGUUUCUGAUCCAGAAAGGAAUUACCAUUGUUUUUACAUGCUUUGUGCAUCACCUCCUGAGGAUGUGAAGAAAUACAAACUUGGAGACCCAAGAACAUUCCAUUAUCUGAACCAAACAAAUUGUUAUGAAGUGGCAAAUGUAGAUGAUGCAAGAGAGUAUCUAGAAACCAGGAAGGCCAUGGAUGUUGUUGGGAUAAACCAGGACGAACAGGAAGCUAUAUUCCGAGUGGUUGCUGCAAUACUUCAUCUGGGGAACAUUGACUUCAUCAAAGGGAAGGAUGUUGACUCUUCAAAAGUGAAAGAUGAGAAAUCACUCUAUCAUCUCCGGACAGCUGCAGAGUUACUAAUGUGCAAUGAGAAGGCACUGGAAGACUUGCUCUGCAAGCGUGUAAUAGUAACUCCAGAUGGAAACAUCACCAAACCACUGGAUCCAGCUGCAGCUGCCACUAGUCGUGAUGCUCUGGCAAAGACCAUAUACUCCAGAUUGUUUGAUUGGAUUGUGGACAAGAUAAAUAGCUCCAUCGGGCAAGAUCCUGAAGCAAAAAGCAUAAUAGGAGUUCUUGAUAUUUAUGGCUUUGAAACCUUCAAAAUCAACAGUUUUGAGCAGUUAUGCAUAAACCUGACAAAUGAGAAGUUGCAGCAGCAUUUUAAUCAGCAUGUAUUCAAGAUGGAACAAGAAGAAUACACAAGGGAGGAAAUUGACUGGAGUUAUGUAGAAUUUGUAGACAAUCAAGAUGUUCUGGAUCUUAUUGAGAAGAAACCUGGUGGCAUAAUUGCACUUCUUGAUGAAGCCUGCAUGUUUCCCAAGUCAACUCAUGAGACAUUUGCACAGAAGAUGUACCAGACAUACAAAGCACACAAACGCUUCAGCAAGCCAAAACUAGCUCGAACUGAUUUCACAAUUAAUCAUUAUGCUGGUGAUGUUAUAUACCAAGCAGAUCAAUUCUUAGACAAAAACAAGGAUUAUGUUAUUGCAGAACAUCAAGAUCUUUUGGCUGCCUCAAAAUGCCCUUUUGUUGCAAAUCUCUUUCCUUCUUUACCAGACGAAACAUCUAAGCAAUCCAAGUUUUCUUCCAUCGGUACUCGCUUUAAGCAACAGCUACAAUCUUUAAUGGAAACCUUGAAUACAACAGAGCCACAUUAUAUCAGAUGCAUAAAGCCUAAUGCAGUGUUGAAGCCAGGGAUAUUCGAGAAUUACAAUGUCUUAAACCAGUUGAGAUGUGGGGGCGUCUUAGAGGCAAUUAGGAUAAGUUGUGCAGGAUAUCCAACAAAGAGAACAUUCGACGAGUUUCUUGACCGCUUUGGUAUGUUAGCUCCAGAUGUUCUAGAUGGAUAUGAGGAGAAAUCAGCAUGUAUUGCAAUUUGUGACAGAAUGGGCUUAAAGGGCUAUCAGAUUGGCAAAAGUAAGGUAUUUCUCAGAGCUGGGCAGAUGGCUGAGCUGGAUGCUCGAAGAGCUGAAAUUCUGGCUCUUGCAGCAAGGCGAAUCCAAAGGCAAAUCCGGACACACCUUACCAGGAAGGAGUUCAUUACUCUACGAAAGGCAGCAAUUGAUACCCAGAAACUUUGGAGAGCACAAAUUGCACGUAGACUUUAUGAUUUCAUGAGGAAGGAAGCAGCUUCAAUCCGCAUACAAAAACAUGAACGUGCUCGUGCAGCAAGAAAAUCUUACACAACACUAAAAGCAGCAGUAACAGUCAUUCAAACAGGAAUGCGAGCAAUGGCAGCUCGAAAUGAGUACAGACAGAGGAGACGAAACAAAGCAGCUACUGCUAUUCAGAUACAAUGGCGAAGAUUCCAUGCAGUUACUGCCUAUAAUCAGCAAAAGAAAGCAACUCUCACUCUUCAAUGCCUCUGGAGAGCUAGAAUAGCAAGGAAGGAGCUUCGGAAACUGAGAAUGGCUGCAAGGGAAACAGGAGCACUAAAAGAAGCAAAGGACAAGCUAGAAAAACGUGUAGAAGAGCUGACAUGGAGAUUAGAAUUCGAAAAGCACUUGAGGAUUGAUCUCGAAGAAGCCAAGGGGCUAGAGAUUACCAAAUUACAAAAUACAUUGCAGGAAAUGCAAGCACAACUAGAUGAAGCACAUGCGGCAAUCAUACGUGAAAAAGAAGCAGCAAAAAUAGCAAUUGAGCAAGCCCCACCAGUCAUCAAAGAGGUACCAGUUGUGGACAACAGCAAGGUAGAGGUGUUGACAGACCAAAAUAAGGAACUUCAGGAAGAGAUAGCAGAAUUAAACAAAAGGGUAGCAGAAUUUGAGCAGACAUACUCUGAAGUGCAGAAAGAGAGCCAAGCCAGACUUAGAGAGGCAGAGGAGUCACAACUCAGGGUUUUGCAACUUCAAGAGACAAUUGGAAGACUAGAGCUCAACUUAUCAAACCUUGAAUCCGAGAAUCAGGUUAUCCGCCAACAGGCUUUAGCUGCACCAGCUACUGAGGAAUUUAUUGAAGAAAUGGAAAUACUCAAGAGAACGAUCAGUGACUUGGAGUCAGAAAACGAAACCCUUCGCAGCCAAAAUGUUGUGGUGGAGCCAACAUCAAUUUCUGAUAGGGAAUGUUCCACAGUAAAGAGUUUGGACAAUGGAUUGCAGAUUAGUAAUGGACCUCAAACAGAGAAAGAUCACGAAAGGAAAAUGCCUGAACAACAAUUAGCCAAGGAUUCCAGCAAUGUUGUUCCCUUCCUGACUAAACAAAGAUCCCUCACAGACAAGCAGCAGGAAAACCAUGAUAUCCUGAUCAAAUGUCUCAUGGAAGAUAAGAGAUUUAGCGAAAGCAGACCAGUUGCUGCCUGCAUUGUGUACAAAGCACUACUUCACUGGAGAUCCUUCGAAGCAGACAAGACAACAAUAUUUGACAGGAUUAUUCAUACUAUCCGAUCAUCAAUAGAGGAUCAGGACAACUCUAAAGUUCUAGCAUAUUGGUUGUCAACCACUUCAACUCUUUUGCUUCUGGUGCAACAUACAAUUAAAGCAAGUAAUACACCGAAUAUAGUAUCUCAUCGUAACAGGAGUCCGCCCAGCACUUUCUUCAGAAGAAUGGCACAGGGUUUUCGUGAACCUUCAAUAAGGACAGAAACUUCAAGCGGUUACAGCGGAAUGGAAGGAAACUCAAAUAUGCGAUCUAGAAUAGAAGCUAAAUACCCGGCCCUGUUGUUUAAGCAACAUCUUACUGCAUGUGUUGAAAAAAUAUAUGGCAUGAUCCGUGACAACUUAAAGAAAGACAUUGGUCCUUUCCUCAACUUAUGUAUACAAGCACCAAGAUCUGCAAGGACCAGAGUGCUGAGAGGGUCGUCUAAAACUAUCCAUUCCAAUUACAUUGCAAAACAACAGGCAUCCAAUGUACACUGGCAAAAUAUCAUCAAUAACUUGGAUCAUACCUUAAGCAUACUCUCUGAAAACAAUGUCCCUUCUGUUCUUAUAAGGAAGAUUUUCAAUCAGGUCUUUUCCUUCAUCAAUGUUCAGCUCCUCAACAGUUUAUUGCUCCGUCGUGAGUGUUGCUCAUUCAGCAAUGGGGAAUUUGUGAAGGCAGGUUUGCAAGAGCUGGAAAAUUGGUGUAUUAAAGCAACAGAAAAGUUCACUGGAUCAUCUUGGGAUGAACUUCAGCACGUAAGGCAAGCAGUGGGGUUCUUGGUUUCACAUCAAAAGGGUCAAAAGUCCUUGGAGGACAUGACGAACGAAAUAUGUCCGAUGUUGAGCAUUGCGCAAAUAUAUCGCAUCGGGACAAUGUUCUGGGAUGACAAAUAUGGAACACAUGGCUUGUCUCCAGAAGUAAUUGGCAAGAUGAGAGCAUUAACAGUGGAAGAUUCAACAAUGUCAAACAAUAUUUUCUUGCUUGAUGUAGAUUCAAGCAUACCUUUCUCCGUUGAAGAGAUAUCACAAUCCUUCCAUGAUAUGAGGCUAUCUGAUUUGGAUCCACCUUUGCUCCUUCGCCAAAGAUCUGAUUUCCAUUUUCUAUUGCAGCAAACAGAUUAAGAGUUUUCUUGUCUUAUCUACACAUUUCUUUACUGUUGACUGAGAGCAGUUAGAGCAGCCACUGGAGGUAUACUAAUUUAGUUACCAUUUGUUUCAAUUAUUCAUUAAUUUUUUUUUUUUUUUUGGUGGUGAGUGAUGAGAAAUCAAAUGUAAAAUUUGCCUUCUUUUAGCUUUUUCUUUAGCUCAGCUGGAAUUAGGAAAAUAGUAUCACAUUUUUUGAAUUGCGGUAGUGCUCUUGGACUGGGUUAUUGUAAAGACUGAUAUAAAGCAGGGAACUAUUUAAAUAUCUUGGCAGAGAAAAGCACAUUGGUAUUAUUUCAUCAGUGCAGAGAUCAUGUUUGAAAUUGCCUUCCCCUCUACUCCUCUAUGGUUCAACUGUCAUCUGCCUUACAGAGAUCCAGCAAAAUAGCAGAAGGCAAUGAAUGAGAUAUUACAAAGAUUUGCAUCAAAUGUCAGGCAUUUAUUUACUGUUAGGAGGUAGAAGUAACUCAUACGAAUAACAGCUGCUAACAGAUAUCCAGAAAACUUGCACAUUGACCAACAGAGCAGUCCUCCAUCUUUAUUAUCAGUUGUAAUUUGUAUCCCUUUAACCAUGCUACAAGCUCCACCACACAGAAGACCACCACUUCAUAAAGAAGCCUACAGCAAUUUUGUUCUUACAGUGGCCUUGGAAGUCCUGCAAAGGUAGCUUCAAGUGCAUUAAAUACCAGAUAAAUUAAGGGGGACCAAAAAUCUCAUGUGGUAGUGAUACUGAUGGUUGCUGAAGUAGUAACAGAUGACAAGGAGAUUUGAAAAUGGCUACAAAAGGACUGGGACGAAGCACUAUAAAUUCCAGUCACAUAUUUGUUAGCAUACACAAUGCAAUACUUUUCAAUGGUUACCAACAGGUACUGGCAUUAUGGAUGCCCAAAACACACUAAAUGCAUCAAAAUAUCUGUCAAAAAUCCUAAGUUACCUCUGGCUAAUAACUCAAUCAUGCUAAUACAACUUCAAGCAAAAUUACAUUAUUUGAGAACUUAUAUGGACAAUAGUACUCCAGGUUUAUCAUUCUCUCAUCCCUAGUGAGUGUUAACUACAGAGGUACACUCGGGUAAUUAUACGCUUCCAUAAUGAAGAGAGGUUUAUGCCCCUUUUCAGCUGCAAGUUCAUUUUAUCAUAAAUGCAGCAUCAUUAAGCCCACUAAUUUACAAAGAGAAUGUACCCCUAAAAUCCUUUCUGUAGACUUCUACAUUAUCAAAUAUCAGUUUCCAUACUCAUGUUCUGAUAUUUGACAAAUUGAAAAUACCUCUAGGGUUCAUAAACAACAAAAAAGAAGAAUGAAAUGGACAGAAGAUCUAUCAUAUUCUUUAUGUGGGUGCCCUUAUUAAUUCAUGCACCAAAACUUGGCAUUAAUCCCACUCUUCAAGGUUUGGAAGUACGGGGAUUGCAACAAUUGGCAAUUCAACUGGACCUCCUCAGCAUGAGACUCUUACUGAUAAGACAUAUAACCCUAGAUGAAAGUCUGUAAAGUUGAGUUAAUUAUAAUCUUUCAAAGAAGCAAGUUUAUCAAUUAGAAACAGGACGAUCUCACCAAAAUUAUUUGCAAUCAUACAACAGAUGCUGUCAAAUAUAGUCUAUAAAAGGGAAAGUAUAAAUCAAGAGUCUAUGAAAGAGGAUGUACAAAAGCACAACAAAAAGAGUUUUAUCCAGCACAAUAAACAGCAUUUCCACUCAAGCAAGUUAGAUAAAUGUACCUUAAACUUGUAGAUCAAACAAUCAGGCAGAGACUGAGAAAACAGAUAGCAUGUUGACUAAUUCAUCCCACAGCCAAAAAAAAAAAA
Coffea arabica (coffee) is the source of this 7272-nucleotide messenger RNA. Lineage: Eukaryota; Viridiplantae; Streptophyta; Magnoliopsida; Gentianales; Rubiaceae. The record is from RefSeq and is a predicted model, not a curated record.